This is a messenger RNA of Tarenaya hassleriana, 1935 nucleotides long. Its product is annotated as WEB family protein At5g55860-like. NCBI's taxonomy places the organism in Eukaryota, Viridiplantae, Streptophyta, Magnoliopsida, Brassicales, Cleomaceae. The transcript is spliced from 4 exons. Bases 60 to 1817 code for a protein of 585 amino acids. The record is from RefSeq and is a predicted model, not a curated record.
GAGGAACGUGAUUUCGGAAAUUAGAGUGCGAUAGUGUUACUGUACAAGCACGGCAAUGAAUGCCUUUUGCACAUCAGCGACACAAAAAGUCCCCUCUUCCUCUCAAUAAUUGCAUUUGCACUCCUCUCUCCAUUUUCAUUUUUCUUUGUCUGUUGUCUGUUGUUUUCCCUUUCUGCUGUAUCUCCGGCGCCGGAAAACUCGAUAUUCUCCGGGAAGAGAGAGAGAGAGAGAGAGAGAGAGAGAUUGUGACGUUCGAAUGUGUUCGGCUCUUUCUCAGGACGCAACUACAGUUCGUCAUAUGUAGAGUUUCUGGUUUUGUAGGGUCUUUUGUCUCCAGAACUCCAUCAGCACUGGAGCAAAGAAAAAAAAGGCUUAACGUAGAGGCUGGCAAUAUGGCUGCAAACGCUAAGGGAGAGAUAGACACAAGUGCACCAUUUCCAUCUGUCAAAGACGCGGUUAUGCUCUUUGGCUCUGGCCGUACAUCGUCUCCAGCCGUCGAGAGGCCCAAACCAGGUUCCAAAGAGAGAGUAUUGACAAAGGAGAGAAAGCUUCAUCUUGCACAGAAAGAGUUGAACAAGUUGAAAGAAAAGAUCAAGAACGUCGAGACAACAAAGGCCGAGGCGCUGUUGGAGCUCGAAAAGGCGAGAAUAGCUGUUGAUGAUCUCUCUGACAAACUAAAAGUCGGUGGGAAUCUGGGAAAACAGAAGAAACGAGCAGAUUCUGCUCGGAAACAAGAUCCGGAAUUGGCCUCGGAGGAUCAAACUACUAUUUUUAGCAAAUUCGAUCAGAAAGAACAAGAGCUUGGGAAAAUCUGUCAGAACAUGAGAAAUGAGGAGGGUCUUGAUUUGGAUUCUGUGAGAGCUGUGACUUCAAACCUGGAUGUUGCCAAAGAAUCGCUUCAGAAGGUAGCUGAAGAGGAUCGCGGCUUAUGCAAAACGUUAGAGACCCUGGAACUCGAGCUUAAAAUCGUGCAGGACGUACAUGCACAGCUUAUAGAGAAGGAAAGAGAAACGGAAGCCAUUGCCAGAGACCUUCAGGCCCAACUCCAAAAAACCAAGACUGUUCUUGAAAUGUGCCUUGUUGAAGGAUUCAAGGCAAGUGACGCUUUAGGAGAAGCAGAAGCAGAGGAGGAGCUGAGGAAGGAAGCUGAAGACAUAAAGAUUGAACUACGAGGGCUCGAAGAAGAGCUGGAAACUACUCUAUUUGUGGCUGGAGCAGCAAGAGCUGCCGAGGAACGUGCCCUUGAACACGUCAACAGAUUUGCCUUGUCUGAGAGGGCUGAUGUUGAAGAGACCUCAUUUUCAGCGCCCGUUGCCAGAAUAACGAUGUCUCGGGAAAAGUUUGAGUCUUUAUGCCAGAAAGCUGAGGAAUUCAACAACUUAGCUGAGAUCAAGGUGGGUGCGGCCUUAGCUCAGGCAGCUGCUUCAACGGUUUGCAGGGAUGAAGCGCUCGAGACAUUAGAGAUGAGUCAGAGAGAGAUCAAGGAUUUACAGGCUGCGAGAAUGGAGGCGCUGAAGAAGGCUGUAACAGCUGAAGGAGCCAAAAGAGCAGUGGAAGCAGAGCUUAAAAGAUGCAUGGAAAUAGAACAGAAGAAAGCAAUUGAAGUAGCAACCUUGAUCUUGGCGGAAAACGAGUUUCCUGUCAAAUCAUCACCUCGUGGGCAUGUCUCAGAGGUACUGAAGAGGAACUCUGAAGAGAAACCAAAGAAGUCGAAAACACAGGUCUCUAAGAAAAUCCGUUUGCCACGUGUUGGUGGAAUCUUUCAUCGGAGAAAGAAUCAAGGUGAAGCCAGAUUCGCUUCUUGUCUUCCAAGUUAGAAACUUUUCUUGUAUAUAAUUUCUUAACCUUCUUCCUUAGUCUUUAGCAACGUGAAAAUCUGUGUUUAUGCAGCUCUGUAUAAUUCAACAAAUGAAUGUAGUGGAAAUGAGCUCUAUA